Messenger RNA from Myotis daubentonii (Daubenton's bat), 1505 nucleotides. Its product is annotated as phospholipase A and acyltransferase 4-like. Gene Ontology annotation, biological process: N-acylphosphatidylethanolamine metabolic process. Gene Ontology annotation, cellular component: cytoplasm. Gene Ontology annotation, molecular function: A2-type glycerophospholipase activity; glycerophospholipid phospholipase A1 activity. The record is from RefSeq and is a predicted model, not a curated record. NCBI's taxonomy places the organism in Eukaryota, Metazoa, Chordata, Mammalia, Chiroptera, Vespertilionidae.
GUGUUCAGUCCUUCUGAAUAAAAAGGAAAAUGAAAGCAAAAGUGUCCACUCGGGUAUAAAACCUGUUGCCCUAGGAGCAGAAAGCAGACCCUGCCCUGGUGAACAAUGGCUUCGUUUCGUGGAGAACCCAACCCUGGAGACCUGAUUGAGAUUUCCCGCAUUGGCCCCUCGCACUGGGCCCUCUAUGUGGGCGAUGGUUAUGUGAUCCACCUGGCUGCCCCAGAUGAGUACCCUGGGGCCGGCUCCUCCAGCCUCUUCUCCGUGCUGAGCCCCACAGGGAAGGUGAAAAGGGAGCUCCUGCGUGAUGUGGUGGGGGGCUGCGGCUACCGGGUCAACAACCACUUGGACCACGAGUACUCACCACUGCCCGUGAACAAGAUUAUCAGUUCUGCGGAGGAGAUGGUCGGUAAGGAGAUGGAAUACAGUAUUCUGAACGGGAACUGUGAGCACAUUGUCACCUCUCUGAGAUACGGCAAGGCCCGCAGCCUGCAGGUAGAAACAAUCGAGACCGAUCUAAAUAAGUACCUUGGAAAUGCAGCUUGGACUGAUCUCACCUGUUCUGUCAUAAAGAAGCCAUUGCCCAACACCAGUGACAGCCUGAAGGGUCAGGAAACCUCGCAUUAGAAGCCAUUGUCGAGCUGACCUCGCACAGUCCGUCCACCUGACCCGAGCUCUCGGGCAACCUGUCGUUCUGUCUCUUGCUGUCCCUCUCUCACUGGCUGAAGGAUGGACUGAUUGUGCCAACACUGAGGAAUUCAUACGUGAACCUACAUACCCUCCAGGGAGGAGUUCCGCUCCUUCUGUGGCUCCUAAGCAGAACGGAAGCACCUGGGCACCUGGUGGGGACCCAGCGUUUGCUGUCGUGUGACCUGGGGAAAGCUCUGGACUCUCGAUUUUGUUUUUCUUUUAUAUUUUUUUUCAAAGAGGAAGGGAGAAGGAGAGAGAGAAACAUCAGUGAUGAGAGAGGAUCAUUGAUCGGCUGCCUCCGGCAUGUCCCACACCAGGGAUUGAGCCGCAACCUGGGCAUGUGCCCUGAUGAGGAAUCGAACUGUGACCCAGCGUUCAUAGGUCCACGCUCAACCACUGAGCCACCGGGCUUGUUCUUUUCUAACUCAAAGGUCAAGUCCUCACCCAUCUGUGACGACCACAUGGAAUUAAAUCAUCUUCCUGUGCCCAACUUGCCAUGGCUCAAGCUGCCCCUCAUUGAACACUGAAAUGAGUCACCUCCACUUUGAGGGCAGGGAAACUCCCGUGUGACACUGUAAUGAUGGGUACAUGUCAUCAUAAUGUGUCCAGAUUCAUAGAAUGCACCACACCCAGAGCGAAUCUUGGGCUAAACUAAGGUCUGUGGGUUGUUAUGAUGUGCCGAUGUAGGUUCAUCCGUUAUAACAAAAAUACACGCUCUGGACAGGGAUGCUGAUAAUGGGGGAGGUUCUGCGUGAAUGGGGGGUGGCGCAUAUGGGAAAUCUCUGUACCUUCCUCUCCAUUUCUCUAUAAACCUAAAA